AUGGUAUCAUUUUCUCUUUUCUCUUCAGGCACCCAGUAUUGCUUACCACCUGCUGCAUCUUUUCAGAGAAGGCGGCUGGCACGGAGGCCAGGCUAUAUGAGAAACUCAGCUGAGCCCUGGAUCAGUUUUCUCUCCCUAGCAGUGGGCACUCCAUUAGAGGCCCAGGGAAAGGUGUGUGGUGAGAAGUCUCACCACUCUGAGUCCAGGGCUGGACUGUAUGCUUUAAACCCUGGCAGCCAGUUUCAAAGUCCCUCAGUUGGGAGUCCUGAUUCCAAGAACAUAACUGCUUCAGCUCUGACCUCUCUGAACCACUUAAGCUUGGCUCUGACCCCUGUUGUGAGAGGAACCACAGGGCUCUUUGGAAUGCAACUCCAAGUUGGAACUAGGCUAACCAGGUCAUAUGGUCCUGGGAAUCUUGGGUGUAAGAGGGAGCUUCCACCCAUGGACAGUUCUGAGGCCCCAAGCCCUAGUUGGGAUAUUGCCUGUAGUGAAAAAGCAAGGGAAACCUGGACAAAAGACCUGACCUCAGAGAAGGUGAGUUGUAACAUCUACAGCCUUGGAAGUGACCCCAAACCCUCCUCAACUCCUGCUGGAUCUCAGCAUUCUUUCACCUCCAGUUUUAGCUUUAUACAGCUCACAAUUAACUCUACUGGCAAACAUGGAGAAGCAGAAGGCUAUCUGCCAUCCAGAGAAGCAGAGGAGAAGACUGCAAGUGAGAACAGGCUCCAUGAGCACCUUCAACUUUCCUCUCAGUCCUGUCAUCUCAAGAAAACCCAUGGCUCAGCAGCCUCUGUACAAGCUGCAGGGGGCUUCCCAUGGCUGGAAUCUCAGACUGUUUCUUCAUUGGACAUAGACACUGCCUACUUCUGCUCCCCACAUCCCACUUGGUUUGAGGGCAGUUGGGAUACAAUGCUCAGGAAGUGUGAGUCUGUACUAUUGGACUGCCUGCGGAGUGACCGGAGGCAGCUGGAGGUAAAAUCUUUAAGAUUAUAACUUCAGAAACUUCAAGAAAAAGCAAUUAAAGAAGAUGAUUUUGAUAAAGGUGAAUGUUUAAACAGAUUAGAAGAUCUGGAGAAAGUGAAGAACUCCCUUUGCUGCCUUCAGUUUCCUUCUAGGCAGCCAGCAGUGAAGAAAAUCCUUCAUCACUUGGGUGCACAGGUUCAUUCUGCCUUGUCUCUGUCUACACAGCAGGAUGGCAGUGAAAAUUCCCAGUCCCCACUCAGAAUGGAGUCCAAGAUGCUGGGACCCUUUGCUCAGGACAACCUGCAUGUAUAUAUCACUAGAUAUGACUGGCUUCUUCAAAAAAAAAGCAGAACACAGAAAGAAAUCAAAUCCCUCCAAGCAAGGAUGUCUGUGCUGGAAGCAAAAGAUCACCAACUGAAGAAGGAGAUAGAAGAACUAGAGCAGCUCCUUCCAUGGCUGGGCUGUGACCUAACCCCACUGGGAUGCAUUGGAUCGACCUUCUCUGGCCAACUGCAGGAGGUCAGCAAGGCCUUGAACGAUGCCUUGGCUAUUGCCAGUCAGAUUCCUUUCAGUGCAGAGCCACCUGAGACCAUUAAGAGCCUAGAGGAAAGGAUAAAAUCUUUCAACUUGUCACUUAAAGAACUCACUGCUAAGGUAUGUAUGAGUGAUAAAUUAUGCAGAACUCUCAGGAAGAAAGUUAACAAUAUUGAAACACAACUACCAGUAUUGUUUGAAGCCAAAAUGCUUGCUAUAUCAGGAAGCCAUUUUGGUACAGCUAAAGAGCUCACAGAGGAGAUAAGAUCAUUAAUAUUUGAGAGGGAUGGGCUGGAGGGACUUCUCAACAAACUGUUGAUGCUGAGUUCCAGGAAUGAUAAAAAGUUGGAAAACAACAGAUUGAUAAAAGAACUGUAUUGUGAAGAAACUGCUUAUGAAGUAAAUAUAAAGGAUAGUAUUGUGAAGUACAUGGAAAUGCUUGAGGACAAGCUGCACAGCUGCAACUUUCCCCUCCUUGGAAAAGUAUGCAAGGCUGACUUGGAAGCUUGUCAGUUGAUUAUUGCGAGCUUGAAAUACCAGGAAGCCACAGGGGUUCUGUCUGCAGAAGAUUGCAGGCAAUUGGAUGAUGAGGGAGAUGCAUGUCUGACUGUCCCAUCCAUGCAUCCAAGACCUCACACUGAAGAUGAGAGGAAGAUCCCUCUACAAGAAUCUUACAUAUUGUCUGCUGAACUUGAAGAAAAAUGUGAAGCAAUAGGCAAGAAGUUAUUGUACUUAGAAUAUCAACUUCACAGGGCAAUCCAUACUACUGAUGAAGAUCUCAUGCAGUAUCUCAAGAGGGAACUCCAGAUGGUGAAGGAAACUCUGUAUAUCAUGAUCCUGCAGCUACAACCAGAGGAGGAAGUGGGGGAGAAAAGAGAGGUCACAGCUUUGUAUGUGACAGCUGGUGUACAGGAAGCACUGGCCUGA
Molecule: messenger RNA, 2424 nt
Organism: Erinaceus europaeus (western European hedgehog)
Lineage: Eukaryota; Metazoa; Chordata; Mammalia; Eulipotyphla; Erinaceidae
Gene: DISC1
Product: DISC1 scaffold protein
Biological process (GO): cilium assembly; neuron migration
Cellular component (GO): centrosome; mitochondrion; microtubule
Source: RefSeq, a predicted model, not a curated record